AUGGAAAAUUCGGCUGCUAUGAAUGCUUAUACUAUCAAUCCAUCUGAUGAAGAAUCUAAAAAGGCAACUGCGCCACCCCCUCCCAUGGAACCUAUAUCACAAGCAGCGCCAGUACCUACCCCGGUAGCUGUAUCUAAUUACAUGCCUCCUGCUUACCAGUAUUAUCCUAAUCAAUAUAAUCCUUAUCAAUAUUAUCCAAAUCAAAUGUAUCCAACUAUAAACUAUCCUAAUCAAAGCUACACAGAUGUAAACCGCCCUUAUCAAAACCAGCCAAAUCGAAUUUUGCCGGUAGCAAGCGCGCAACAAGAGGACAUACGCAAAAUCAAUGACUGGUUGCCAUGGUCUAUUAUUAGUCUAUGCGUUGGAGGGUUACUAAUUGGUGUUAUCCCGUUGAUAUUUUCUCUUGUUUGCCGAAGUAAAAAAGGAAAAAAUGAUGUUAAAGGCGCGCGAACAAUGAGCAAGUUGGCAUUAGUGUUCAACGUCAUAGUUACAGUAUUGGCUUUAGCUGCAUCAAUUGCUCUUGUUGUUUAUUUAGCAUUCUUUUGGAAACGAGACCAAAUUGUUUAUUAUGGCAAAUAA
Messenger RNA from Rotaria socialis, 579 nucleotides. NCBI's taxonomy places the organism in Eukaryota, Metazoa, Rotifera, Eurotatoria, Philodinida, Philodinidae. The record is from the annotation of a GenBank genome assembly.